UCAAUCAAUUUAACUCACCUCAUAUUGAUUGGGGUACUAUUGAUGGGCUAUUUAUCCUCUCCUUACUCCAGUCAUGAUGCGACAAGUAGAUUUUUUUCUUCUCCUAAUUAAUUCAGACGGUCAGUUUUCAUUUGUUUCUUCUUUUUUUCUUGGGGAAGGAUUACCGGAUACCGAUCUCUUCCGGUGAUUGAGGUGUUCCUAUUUACAGCGAUGGAGGCGGAGUCGUCGGCCUACGGGAGAAGGGGAAGAGGGGAUGAAGACCGUGGCGCCAAUCGACAGGGAUGGAGGCAGCUACCGGCGGCCCUGCUCCUUCAAUCAACCAAUGCGUCUACAACUUCCACUUCCCAACAUGCCCAGGCGGCGCAGCUAGCUGGAUCCUCCCGGAGGUGGGUUUGGUGGCUGGUGUUACGCAACGCCGAGGUGGCCGUGCCCAGGGAGAAGCUCCUGUAGAUGUUGCCUGCAAGCGGCGCAGGGAGAGCUCCAGUACAUGUUGCCCGGCAAGGUGCAGUGAGGAUGUGAUGUACUUAUCCGCUCGAUGUCACCACGCGCUCGAUGUCUGUCUCCACGACGGUGCGACCACUCCCGCCAAACGCAAUCUUGAUGUCUACUACAGUGAGGCCACGUCGUCAUCUUCAAGUCCAGCUGCCCGCUCCGGCAUCCGCAUUUUCUCCUCAGCGGCAGGUUCCUCCGCUCAGCUUAAAAUGUCCUCCCAGCCAGCAUUCUAUGUCCCCGAGAUCGGCCGCCCCAAGCCUGAUCAUCCACGUCUCCCAACAAGCUGUUGGAGGAGACUAUCGUCGGUGGGCCUUUCUUCGUCGCCUCCUCCGGCUCCACAAUGGCGUAGCAGUCGUGGCAGUGUCUCUUCUGAUAGCGGUGUGGUUCUUCUGAUAAUGGUGUAGUUCUUCUGAUCUUCAGAGUUUGUUUUUUCUGUUUCUUCUGUUGUGUGUCUGUUCUCUUUCUUCUGAUGUGUACCUGUUCUGAUCAUGGUGCGCUUUCGAUGUCUGCAUAUGCUGCUGGACGAGUAUGCAGGGCCGCGUUGCCUUCUCCGGCUCCGCAUCGGCGUCGUGGGCUGGAGGACGUUACUUCUGUGUUGGCUGUUUCCUCCGGCGUGGUCAGUUUUUCUGUGGUUGCGCGUGAGCGUGACUGCCAGACUGCUUCUUUGCCUGUUGCCCGUGGCCGUGGCUUCUUUGCCUAUUGCUCAUCCGGUGUCUCCACCUAUUGCACUGUCUGUGCUUCGCUUUUCCUUGGAUGGGUUUGUACCCGUUUCUUCGCCUCUAGAAGCUGAUGCGUGGAGGAGACUGGAGAUUUGGUUGGGCAAGCGGCCUGUCCAUCCUAUACCUAUAACAAUAUCAUUGACAGUACUAGAGGUGGCAGUAUUUCGGUUCCCCUUGCUCCUGCUGGUUCAUCAUUGCCACAAUUGUUUGGACCUGGUUCUUCAGAUCUUGGUGCCUUUCAAAUCCUGGUUUCUUUGUUGUGUACCUCUUUUCAGGGGCUGUCCUGUAAUGUGAAGAAGUGUCAUUUAGUAUGUAUAUUAAGGUUUAGAAAAUGAAUGGGUUUUGCGUUUGUUUUUAGAGACUGCCCUGUGACACAAAGAAUAGGCAUCCAGUAUGUAUCUUAAUGUUUAAAAAUGCAUGCCGCUUAUUUGAUCUUCAUAUGAGGAGCUUGAUAGGACAAUAGUGUGGCUUCAGGAGAAAAUAAACAUGGUAGAGUUAGCAGUAGAUGUUGUAUACCAGUUCUGGGCGUGUACUUCUGGGCCAUUGUAGCGAUUGGUCGGUGCUCAAGGCUUUAGCUUUUGCCGUUA
Molecule: messenger RNA, 1798 nt
Organism: Lolium perenne
Lineage: Eukaryota; Viridiplantae; Streptophyta; Magnoliopsida; Poales; Poaceae
Source: RefSeq, a predicted model, not a curated record